Arachis duranensis is the source of this 759-nucleotide messenger RNA. RefSeq names its product phosphomevalonate kinase ERG8-like. Gene Ontology annotation, biological process: cytoplasmic stress granule assembly; NAD+ biosynthetic process. NCBI's taxonomy places the organism in Eukaryota, Viridiplantae, Streptophyta, Magnoliopsida, Fabales, Fabaceae. The record is from RefSeq and is a predicted model, not a curated record. Gene Ontology annotation, molecular function: RNA binding. Gene Ontology annotation, cellular component: cytoplasmic stress granule. Bases 1 to 759 code for a protein of 252 amino acids. The transcript has 6 exons.
AUGGAACAUCUUUUGAGGAGAUACAAAGCAGUUGGCAUUAGACUGGACUCUGGUGACCUUGCCUAUUUGUCUUGUCAAGCCAGGAAGAUCUUUUGCUGCAUUGAAAAGGAAUUCGCGGUGUCUGGCUUUGGGAAGACUAGUAUUACAGCUAGCAAUGAUCUUAAUGAGGAAACUUUAGAUGCUUUAAAUAAACAGAUCAUGGAUAAUUUGACUUCCUUUCCUGCUUACAUCAUCAUUACUGUUCAUCUAGGAAUUGUUUUGAGAAUGGCUCGCUUAAUUAAGGAUGGUUCUUUAAGAGAGCAGAAGUCUAGUGCAGAACCUCUACAGGUUGAAACAAAUGAGGCCUUGUUUGGUGUAAAAAGCACAUUCAAUGAGGAACUAUAUACAACAAAGCUUGAAAAAGGGCCUCAGACAAGAGAAUUGGAAAAACAAGCCUUAAGAAUAGCAAGAGAAAUUGAGGAUAAGGAAACCCAAGAUCUGCAUCUUGCGGAGAUUGAACCAGAAUCACAAACAAAACUUUUAGAUGCUACACUGAACUUGGAAGGAGUGUUGUUGGCUGGAGUUCCAGGAGCAGGAGGAUUUGAUGCUGUCUUUGCUGUUACUUUGGGAGAUUCAAGCAGCAAUGUGACAAAAAUAUGGAGCUCACUCAAUGUUCUUGCCCUUCUGGUUAAAGAAAAUCCUUGUGGCGUUUCUUUAGAAAGUGUUGACCCUAGAACAAAUGAAAUCACUUUAGCUGUAUCUUCAAUUCAUAUUGAAUAA